Messenger RNA from Sinocyclocheilus rhinocerous, 2953 nucleotides. RefSeq names its product REST corepressor 2 (gene rcor2). Gene Ontology annotation, molecular function: transcription corepressor activity. The transcript is spliced from 13 exons. Lineage: Eukaryota; Metazoa; Chordata; Actinopteri; Cypriniformes; Cyprinidae. The record is from RefSeq and is a predicted model, not a curated record. Gene Ontology annotation, cellular component: histone deacetylase complex; transcription regulator complex. Bases 380 to 1996 code for a protein of 538 amino acids. Gene Ontology annotation, biological process: negative regulation of DNA-templated transcription; regulation of transcription by RNA polymerase II.
CAGCGCGGAAGGUUUUCUCGGUUGUGAGGAGUCGUCAGGUCUCCCCGGUACAUACACACGGAUAGGAUCCCCUAGUAUGCGGCCGAUGCAAUGAACUGGAGAGAAUGAGAAACGUACGAAUAUCCACAGAAGCUUUAAUGUAGUUGUAUAUUAACAAACGUGCGCAGUGCUGAUGUUUUACAACACUUGUUUGUCGCUUUACAAGUUUGAAUAGGAGAGAAAGCAAGCAAGCCAGGUAGUGAACUGCUAUUCGGACUGGUAACUAACGUUAAAAGGCAAAUGUUCAGCGACAGCUAGCCAACAACUGGAAUAGGGACAUAAGCGUGGCUCUACACAAAAGGACUCAGACUUGAGUGAGCGACUGUGCGAAAAGUGAGCCAUGCCAUCAGUGAUGGAGCGAUCAGGGUCUGGUGUGCUGUCCCGAAGCAGGGCCAAAACAGUCACGAACGGGAACAGCCAGCACUCUGAGGAAGAGAGCAGUGAUGAGGAACACACACGUGACAGUAUGAUCCGCGUUGGUGGGGACUACCAGGCACAGAUCCCAGAGUUCAAAUCAGACUGUGCAUCCCGUUACAGUGACAAUGACCAGAGGAGCAUGCUGGUCUGGUCACCAAACAGCCAAGUGUCCGAUGCCAUGUUGGAUGAAUAUAUUUUGAUGGCCAAAGAGAAGCACGGAUACAACAUGGAACAGGCUCUUGGCAUGCUUCUGUGGCACAAGCAUGAUGUGGAGAAGUCACUGGCUGACCUGGCUAACUUCACUCCCUUUCCUGAUGAGUGGACAGUGGAAGACAAAGUUCUGUUUGAACAGGCUUUCAGCUUUCAUGGCAAGAGCUUCCAUCGCAUCCAACAGAUGCUUCCAGACAAGCUGAUCUCAAGCCUGGUGAAAUACUACUACUCUUGGAAGAAAACCAGAACCCGGACCAGCGUCAUGGACCGUCAAGCACGCAAGCUCCUUAGCAAGAGAGAAAAGGAUGAGAGUAAUGAUGAGAUUGAGGAAGGAGAUCCAGGCAGUGACAGUGACUUUGAGAUCAAUGCCAGGAAAGAGAUGACAAAGCAGAGCUCUGGAAAUGGAGGAGGAAGUGAUAAAGGUUCAAGCAAGUCUGGUCUGACUCGGAAAGAGAACCAGUGUGCGCAGUACCGUCACCACCCUCUUCGCGCUCGCCGCAGGCCUCCUAAAGGCAUGCAUCUGGAACAGGAGGACAUUGUUGGUCUCUCAGUGUCCACUGAUUCAGGAGCUGUUACUCUCAGACAGCUGGACACACAGUUAGUGUCACUGAAGAGACAGGUCCAAAGUGUCAAGCAAACCAAUAGUGUUCUCAAGCACAACUUGGGUGAUGGAAUCGAAGCCUUAAGACCAUCAGAGCCCACCCAAAAAAUCAACUCUCGCUGGACAACGGAGGAGCAACUCCUGGCUGUUCAAGCCGUCAGGCGAUACGGUAAAGACUUUGCAUCCAUAGCGGACGUGAUUGGCAACAAGACAGUGGCGCAGGUCAGCUCAUUCUUCGUCAGCUACCGGAGACGCUUCAAUCUUGAGGAGGUGCUACGUGAAUGGCAGGCAGAACAGGAAGUGGUGCAAGGGGGCAGCGGGAGGACCGUGAACAUGGAGCUGAACGGGUCGUCAGAUGAUGAGGUGAAGAUGGAUGGCGUCUCUCCGCCUCAUUCUGACAGUCCACUGCCCUCUUCUGAUGUUAGUGUGGCUGGGAACCCCAACUCUGCCCAGUCCUCCUCACCCCUCACUCAACCUCCACCCUUACUGCGCCCUGCACCCCCCUCAGCACCCCCUAGCCUGCUGCGCCAGCCUCCCCCGCUACAGACGCGACCUCUACAAAACCGGACGCCCCACAAUCACCCUCCCCCUCCUCUCAUCAGACCCGCAGUGGUGACCUCGCUCCACCAGGGGGCACUGAGGAACUCUCUAAGUUCCUCCUCUGCCUCUGCUGGACAGCUGCCACCCUCACUAGUGGGGCUGAAGGUGGAAUCCCCCCAGUCACACUGAUCGCCAUGUAGUAUUUGCCCUUUUAUAAUGGUUUAAGACACCCAAAUAGUCAUUUAACAGAGAAUUUGUUUUUACAUCACUGUAAAAGGGCAAUGUGUAGUAAUGCCUCUCAAAUAUAGGAAAAAAACCCCGAGGUGAACUGGAAGCAAAGCUGGACAUGCACCAAAACACACAUUUAGCAAGUCAGGAAGGAUUAAACUGUACAGUGUGAUUCGCUUCUCCACUACAGGACCAAGGAGAACCCUCCAUGAUAUACAUACAUAUAAACCACAGUCUUGCCAAAAAACAAACCCAUCUGUCCUCAGGUUCUACAGCUUUACCUCGUGAACAGUCUCAAGCACAACAGCUUCCACUGUAAUUACAGCUAUUGAAUCACCUUCUGUAAUAGAUGCUCAGCGGAAGUUGGAAGUUUAACCAAAAUUGUGGGGUAAAAACCUUAUACACUGGAAUUAAAAACUGCCACAAAACGGACUGGUGUGAGUUCCUUCCACCAUCUUUAUGGCAACGGCUGCAUAUCAUCUAGUGUGCAUGACUACAGGCACUAGUGAGUGUUCUGAAGUGCACCUGGUGUCAGGAAACUUUGUGUAUACUCACUCUCCCAGUGAAGAGCCAUGUUGAUAGUCAUACUGGGUGAAGCGGCUUUGUUGUUUGUAUAAUUAGGUCUUUAAGAUAUUGUUAGGUAGUGAAUUUAUGUAGUACUAGUUAAUAUUGACUAAGCACUAAGUGAUGCAAAAUACUUGAUUUUUUUUGUUGCAACUCUGGAAUACACUGAUUUCAUCUCGCUCUUAAAGGCACAAACACAGAGGCAUCAAAACACUAAAGAUGAUUCCCGAGGAAGCCCGUGCAAGAGUUCUCGUUUCUUCCAAAAUGUUGUAUGUAUGUGAGAACUGUUUACAUGUGAACUGGAUUUGUUUGUGACUAUUUUUGUUUUAGACUUUUUUCAAAAUAAAGUGAAAA